AUGCCUGUCCGAUUGAGACCAGAGAGGCAGAUUCUCGAGGACAUCGUGAAAUACAAAACAAUAGCGCAAAAGCUAGAUGACGUGGAUGAUAUUCCCCAGAGGCGCACCAAGCCCAGCACAUCGAAAAAGAGUCCAGCCAAGAACAAGAAAAAGGCCGGUGCUUCAAAGGCCAAAAAGAAGACCGCUGCUUCCAAAACCAAAAAGAAGACCCAUGUUUCCAAGACCGAAAAAAUAAAGCCCCCUCUGAAGCGCUCUGCUCUUGAGGAGCUCAAAGAGAGAAUCUUCCGGCAAAAGCCGUCGUUCAUGGGAAAGGCACCCGUUCCCUUUCUGAAAACGCCUGUAGCCGCGCUGGAAGCAAACGCGUCUAAACCACUUGAAAACGAGUCGAGAUUCCCGACAAGUCUUGGUGCGGACCAGCUACGAUGA
Metschnikowia bicuspidata var. bicuspidata NRRL YB-4993 is the source of this 426-nucleotide messenger RNA. RefSeq lists its product as uncharacterized. The transcript is spliced from 2 exons. Bases 1 to 426 code for a protein of 141 amino acids. The record is from RefSeq and is a predicted model, not a curated record. Lineage: Eukaryota; Fungi; Ascomycota; Pichiomycetes; Serinales; Metschnikowiaceae.